Messenger RNA from Chara braunii, 2772 nucleotides. NCBI's taxonomy places the organism in Eukaryota, Viridiplantae, Streptophyta, Charophyceae, Charales, Characeae. The record is from the annotation of a GenBank genome assembly.
GCAUAGCAAUCCAACCAGCUCCACGAAAACGAAAUAGAAAUUUGGAAGGCAAACAAAGCCACGCAAUAGCCGUGCAUAGCCAAGCAAGCAAGUCAAGCUAAACAGUCCGAAACAGCUAUGGAAGGAAACGGACAGGACUCUGGGGAAGCAUGUGUCGUUGACGGGUUGGGUGUGGUGGUGAGCGGCGGCGGCGGGAGAGACGAUUCCAAGGAGCAGUCGAGGAACGGGGGGAUUUGGGCGACGAAUGGCGCAAGCCUGGCUGGCGGCGGCGAAGAGGAUGUCAAGGUAAAUGUCCACAAGCUCGAUUCUGGCCUGGAAACUGCCGGUGGAGGUUCGGUCGACGAUGGGGCCGCCGCCGCCGCCGCCGCCGCCGCUCCCCCUACGACUUCUGGUGGCGGAGGGUCUCGCGGGGGUGGUGGCUGUGUAGCGACUGCUGCUGUCGGAGAUGACGGCGGCAGUUGCGACGAUGGGGACGAUGACGAUGAGGAGGAUGACGACGAUGAAGAGGAAGACGAUGAGGAGGAGGAGGAGGAGGAGGAGGAAGAUGACGGUCACUACGGAGCCAAGGGCGCGGCGGGGGCCAGCUUUCAACCUCCCUCCGCUGGGAAGGCUAACGUGCCAUCGGCGUCAGCGAAAGGCAAAGAAAAGGUGGAGGAUGAUGGUGAUGGCGGCGUGAAGCCGAGGUUGCGCAAGAGGAAGGAGCGCCCAAGCGACGGCGAUGGCGACGAGGCAGAGGAAGUGAGUGGGCUUUCUGGAGACGACGUCGAUCCUAAUCUUAUUCUUCCAACAAGGACGAGAAGAAGAAGAGCUAACGUUCCGUAUGAAUUCGAUGCUGCCGCUACUGCUUCUGCAUCUGAUGAUGAUGAUGAUGAUGAGGAUGAGGAUGACGUUGAAGAUGAUGUUGGUGGUGCUGACAAUGCGGAUGACGAUGAUGAUGAUGAUGAUGAUGAUGAUGGCGAUGAUGACGAUGCCGAUGCCGAUGGUGUGUACGAGAGUGAUAAUUAAUUGAUUCUGAUCUGAUUCACCUGAUCGUUUCUGUAGCGCGCCAGGUCUCUGGCGUGCUUCGUGACGCCAGGAGACAACGCCGCUUAUGGCAAAAAAUCAACGCUCUUUGUGAAUGACUUGACAGGUCAGGAGAAGUCACUUCAGGUAGGCAGAGAUGAAUUGUAAUAGUGUCAGUUAUAUUCUCAUUUACUCUUUGGAAGGGAAAGUUUGCCAGAGAACUACCAGCCAGUGGAAAAGCAGCCUGCGGUGCAAGUAAGUGAGACGUCCAGCGAGUGGUUUUCCUCGCUUCAUGUCGUUCACUGACUCCUGACUCUCCCUCUUUUCCCUCCUUCGGCACCCGCUCAAGCCGCCGGGGUAACAAGUGAAUUGGUGAGAGUCUGUUUCCCCCUUCUCUCCCAUCUUUACUUAGGGACACAUAUACCCUCGGUCUCCCCGUUGCACUCCUCCCGCUCCCGCUUCCCCCCCCCCAUCCCCCUUUAUAAAAGUCACCCCCUUCCAACCCACCUCCGGCAACGGACGAGCCGUGCAAGGAAACGAAGAAAGCGCUACUAGUACUAAUCAGGGGUUAUAUCGCGACGAUGCCCCUGAGGGAGAGGGGAAACCAAGGAUCAGAGAGCACAAUAAAAUGAGAAGAAGAUGAACUUUCUCGUUGCUCUCUUUCUUGUUGCUCUUUUUCUCGUUAUCUUUCUCGUUGCUCUCAAUGACGGAGUUUUGUGAAUCUUCGUUUGGUCGGAGGGAUGGAGGCAACGGAAAGUGGUGAGAGGGAGGAGGUAUGUCUGGCUAUGGUAAGUUUGAAGAGGAGAAAUGAAGUAUUAGAGCACAGACAGUUAAGAGAAUCAGACGAUCAUGAUGAUCUUUAGACGCAAGCAAACGACGUUUUUUGGUCUGAAGGGAUGAAGGAGAGGUAAUGGUCACCGUUGGUGGCGAUAGAGUGUUUUGGACGCAAUCGCCAGCAGCAGAAGGGGGGGUGAAGCACUGGGCUCGGAAAAUAAUGACCCCGUCGCUUGAUUGAUUGACGUCGUAUAGCCAGCAGCAGGUGGUGGGGAAGCACUGGCGUGAAACAAGGGGGUUGUCUAUGACUGUUGGUCUAGGAAAAAAUUACUAUUUUUUUUGUAUGUAUAAUUACGGAAGAUUUUGUGGCCGCGAGGAGGCGUGGAUUGGAAGGGAGGAGAGUAGAGGGGAGCGAGAGAGGGUAGAGAACCAUUCCGCAUAUCCCGGCUGUGUUUUAUGCACAAAAGCAAACGGUAAGGACGGGUUAUUGCAAAAAAAAAAAAAAAAAGAACGGGUUAGGACGGGUUAUUGCAAAAAAAAAAAAAAAAAGGACGGGUUAUUGCGAACUCAGUCAACAGAGCAGGAAGAGAGAGAGCGAGAGAGCGAGCGAGAGAGAGAGAGAGAGAGAGAGAGAGAGAGAGAGAGAGAGAGAGAGAGAGAGAGAGAGUUUUGAAGAAAGAGUUGUGGGUGGGUCGGAUGAUGGGAUGGCAUGGCGGCUGGCUGUGAUGAGGAGUGCGGUCGCCGAUGUAAAGCGUAAGUACUUCGUUUCCUUCGAGUAGAGAGCAUGGAUUUCGUGCUUGGGAAGUAGUAGUAGUAGGAGGGGGAGGAGCAACUGGCAAGGUAGUACCGUUGUAAUGCCCAUGUCCUUUAUUCGCGAGAAGAGCGCAGGUUCGGAUCUUCCUUAUACUUCUUGGUUUGCCGGUUGAUUCUUUGGAAGAUGGUUCCUUGAAUGUUAACGAUAAUUAGUAUAAUCAUGAAUGAAUGAUGCUCUUGAUC